AUGAAAGUUGAGGAAGACGAAGAAAAACCUUUUGAGACUCAAAGUACAAGAGAGAAUUUGAAGGAUAAGCCCAAAGCUUCUCUUAAAGAUCUCUACAAAUAUGCCACCAAAUAUGAUUAUUUUUUAAUUUUCGUCGGGGUAUGUGCAUCGAUGGGCAUGGGAGCUCUGCAGCCUCUCUUUUUUUAUUUUAUGGGAGACUUUUUUGGCUCUAUGGGCCCAGGAACCACAGCAAAUGAGUUUUAUGAUAAGGCUAAAGUAGUAGCAUAUGAACUUACUGCGAGUGGCUUUGUCUUCAUGUGCUGUGGAUACUUAGCUGUAAGUUCUUUUGUCAAUGUCGGUGCAAGGCAAUCUUAUCAAUAUAGAAUCCAUUACUUUAAGGCUAUUAUGGGCUGUGACCCUGGCUGGUUUGAUUUAAGGCAAGUCGCAGAACUUCCUCAAUCCGUAACAACCGAAACCUUGAGCAUUGAGAGGGCAACUGGCGACAAAGUUGUAGUUUUAAUCUUCACAAUAAGCAUGAUUUUCGCUGCUUUCAUCAUUGGCCUUGUGAGAGGAUGCCAAAUUCAGUUGUUUUGCUUGUGUUUUGGGCCGGCAAUUGUGUCAGGAUUUUUCUUAUCGAACUCUGGGCUGGAGCAAAGUGCUAAGCAAGCAGACUCAUCUUAUAAAAUAGCAGGUGGGAUCGCUGAAGAAGCUUUACAAGAAAUUAAAACAGUCUCUUCUCUUAACGGUCAAAAGCAUGAAGCCAAAAAAUAUUUUGACGCAGUUGCUGAUUCUCAAAAGUCUAUGUUCCUUAGUGGUCUCAAGAUAGGAGGAGGCACCGCAUUAGGAAUGUGCUCUUACAUGCUCAUGAAUGGCUGCAAUUACAUGCUCGGCGCUUAUAUGAUCCAUAGUAAUCAAACAAGCUGAAUCGAAGGUGAAAUUUAUGAUGUCGGAAUGGUCCUUACUGUUAUCAUGGUCUCCUUGAUGGCUUUCAACAAUAUCUCAUUGUGCAUUCCAAGCAUUAAGCUAAUCAACCAAGGCAGAAUUGCGGCUCUCAGUAUCAAAAAUGUAUUAGAAAAUAAAAGUAAACUCCAGCAAGGGACUCUUAAACAAGAAAUAGUGGGAGCAAUUUCUUUUACUGAUGUCCACUUCGCUUAUCCUUCUGCUCCUAACUCAGAAAUUCUGAAAGGCCUAAGUUUUGAACUAGAAUCAGGACAGCGCCUGGGAGUUGUUGGGAGCACUGGCUCAGGCAAGAGUACAAUUGUUCAGCUACUACUGAGGUAUUAUGAGCCAACAUCAGGGACUAUCACAAUUGAUGGCAACAAUAUCAUGGACUACCCCACAGAUUUCUUAAGAGCCAAUAUCGGCUUGGUUUCGCAAGAGCCAUUACUAUUCAAUACCAGCAUAUAUGAGAAUAUUCGCUAUGGAAAACAAAAUGCGACGAAAGAAGAAAUUGAGUUCGCAGCACAAGAAGCUGGAGCUCAUAGUUUUAUUGAUGCUCUGCCAAACAAGUACCAAACCACAACAGGCUCAAAAGGCUCUCAGCUUUCUGGAGGUCAAAAACAAAGAAUUGCAAUUGCAAGGGCUUUUAUCAGAAACCCAAAAAUCCUCCUGCUUGAUGAAGCUACAAGUGCCCUUGAUAGGCAGACAGAGCAUCAAGUUGUGGAAGCAAUUGAUAAAGCAAUGCCCAACAGCACCAGAAUUACGAUUGCUCAGAACCUGCUUACUAUUAAAGACUCAACUUUUAUCAUUAUGAUUGACCAAGGUAAUGUCUUUGAGUUUGGUAACCAUAGGCAGCUGAUGAAGCAGAAAGGCAAGUAUUAUCAUUUAAUCAAAAUGCAGAAAAUCCAGCAGCAGAGUAUGGACGAUGAGCAAGUAAAGGCUAAAAUCACUGAUAUGGACGAAACUAAAACCAAAGAAGCUGAGCAGGUUCAAAAAGAAGACGCCAAAAACGUCAGAAAGAAAAUGAUGAUGAUAACUAAAAAAGAAAGAGUCUGGCUACUAUUUGGAGUUAUUGGCUCUUGCUUAGUUGGGUCUUCUUAUCCACUUGUAGGGUUCUUUGCAGGUAAUGAAAUCUUUGUUCUUUCUGAUGAGGGUGACGACAUGGUAAGCGAAAGUGCAAGAUAUGCUGGCUGGCUUUUCUUUUUGGCCUUCUGGGUUUGUGUCGGCUUGAUCCUUGAAAGUGUCUGCUACCCAAAAAUGAGCGCUAAUAUUACAGCUACUAUGAGGAAAGAAAGCUUCAGAGCUAUCCUCAGCUAUGAAGCAGCCUUCUUUGACUUGCCAGAAAAUAAUUGCAGUGCCCUCUCUGCGAGACUUUGCAAUGACUGUGAAAAAGUCAACGGCCUUGGUGGAAAUAUGUUUGGGAUCAUUGUUGGUGUCCUAAGCGGCUUAGCAGUAGCUCACGGGGUUUCUGCUGGGUACUCUUGGAGGAUGUCAUUAGUUUUUCUCUCAAUUGUUCCUUGUAUUGUUUUCGCAAUCGGAUCCACUUUUAUGGCUCAAUCUGUAGGUGUCGUCAAAUUCAAUUAUGAGUCUUGCACUGCCCUUGCUGCUGAUGCCAUCAUGAACUACAGGACUGCAAAGGCAUUCAAUUUGGAAACUGUCAUGCUUGAAAGGUAUCUGGAACCUAUCACGAUGGAGUUCAAAAAUAUCCAGAAAAAGGCACAGGCCUCUGGAAUCACAUAUGGCCUCGGACAUGGGCUCUUUUUUGGUGUUUAUGCGCUGAUUUUUUGGUUCGGCUCUAAACUUGUGGUGGACGGGUACAAUGAUUUCAAAGAAAUGGUCAUUGCGAUUAUUAUUUGCAUGUAUGGCUCUGGCUCAAUCUUUAUGGCUGGAAUUUUCGCUCCUGAUGUGAAAAAUGGAAUCGAGGCUGGAAAGCGACUUUUCAAGAUCUUGGAUUAUGUGCCUUCAAUACAAGUUAACACCAAAGAAGGAGAGAAAAAAGAAAUUGAAGGCAAAAUUGAGCUUAAGGAUGUCGUUUUCUGCUACCCAAAUAGAAACUACAUGGCUCUCAAGUCAGUCAAUUUUACUGUGGAGCCUGGCAAACGCUUUGCUAUUAUUGGCAGGACAGGCUCAGGCAAAUCAACAGUUAUACAGCUAGUCAUGCGUUUGUAUGAUCCUUUAAGUGGCUCAGUUUUAAUUGAUGACAUAAAUCUCAAAAGCUAUAAUUUGAAGCAUUUAAGAAAACAAAUUGGUCUUGUGGGGCAAGAGCCUGUGCUUUUCACAGGAACGAUCGCAGAAAAUAUUUCAUACGGUAUAAAGGCAAGCUUAGAAGAAAUCGAAGAGGCAGCAAGGAAAGCCCAAGCGAUUGAAUUUAUCAUGGACCCCAAGUAUGCAGAUGGGUUCGAAAGACAGGUCGGGAUCAAAGGAAGUAUGCUAAGUGGAGGGCAGAAACAGAGAAUAGCGAUCGCCAGAGCUCUCAUAAGGAAUCCCAAGAUUCUGAUUUUCGAUGAAGCCACGAGUGCGCUUGACUCUAAAACUGAGCAAUUGCUUCUCUCAGCUAUUAAAGACGUGAUGGCUGGAAGAACGACCAUUAUGAUUGCUCAUCGCCUCAAAACAAUUUCGGAAGCUGAUUCUGUGAUGGUUUUGGAGAGUGGAAAGAUCCUCGAAAUAGGUACCAGAGAAGAGCUCAUGAACCAAGGAGGGUAUUUCUAUAAUAUGAUAAGCAAUCUUUAA
Molecule: messenger RNA, 3648 nt
Organism: Blepharisma stoltei
Lineage: Eukaryota; Ciliophora; Heterotrichea; Heterotrichida; Blepharismidae
Source: the annotation of a GenBank genome assembly